AGUGAGCCAGGAAAAAAGGGGACAGAAGACAGGCUCCAGACUGUAUCUACGGAGAGACACAGAAGGGAGAUGCUGCUGCUGCUGCUGCCGCCACUACUCCUCAGGACUGCCACAAGCCGAUGUCUACAUGAUGAGACACAGAAGUCUGUGAGACUUCUCAGGCCCCCUUUCUCCCCACUCCCCCUGAAAUAUCGCUCUUCCUCCCUCACCCUCCCUAGCUUCCAUGAUCCUCAACCCCUACGAAUCCAAACCUGCUAUCUAGGAGAUCCUAUAUCAGAUGGAGCUUGGGAUCCUGAGGAAGAAGGGACAAGAGGGGGAUCGCGAGCCCUGGCCGCAGUGAGAGAGGCCACUCAGCGAAUCCAGGCUGUCCUAGCAGUCCGUCCAGUGCAAGGACCCCUGCUUCUGAGUCGAGAUGCUGCACGGUACUGCCAUGCUGUCUGGGGAGACCCAGAUACCCCAAACUACCACAGGUGCAGCCUCUUGAACCCAGGGUACAAAGGAGAGAGUUGCCUAGGGACAAAGAUUCCUGACGCCCACCUUCAUGGUUAUGCCUUGUGGCCAGAGCAGGGUCCCCCACAACUGGUCCAGCCAGAUGGACCUGGGGUCCAAAACACUGAUUUUCUACUAUAUGUACGGGUUGCUCACACUUCCAAGUGCCACCAAGAGCCCUCUGUCAUAGCCUAUGCUGCCUGCUGCCAGCUGGACUCAGAAGACAGGCCCCUUGCUGGCACCAUUGUCUACUGUGCCCAACAUCUCACCAGCCCCAGCCUCAGCCACAGUGACAUCGUCAUGGUCACAUUACAUGAAUUGCUCCAUGCUCUGGGUUUCUCUGCACAGCUCUUCAAGAAAUGGCGAGACUGCCCCUCAGGAUUCAGUGUUAGAGAGAACUGUUCUAUAAGGCAACAAGUGACAAGGCAAGAUGAAUGGGGACAACAGCUUCUCACCACCCCAGCUGCUAGCCUCAGCCUGGCCAAACACCUGGGAGUGCCGGGGGCUUCACUGGGUGUUCCCUUAGAAGAAGAGGAGGGCCCUUUGUCCUCGCACUGGGAGGCCAGACUACUCCAGGGUUCUUUAAUGACUGCUACCUUUGAUGGAGCUCAGCGCACUCGACUCGACCCAAUCACCCUUGCUGCCUUCGAAGACUCAGGCUGGUACCAGGUCAACCACAGCGCUGCAGAGGAGCUGUUGUGGGGCCAGGGAUCUGGCCUGGAAUUUGGAUUGGUGACCACAUGUGGGACUGGCUCCUCAGACUACUUCUGUACUGGCAGUGGACUGGGCUGCCACUACCUGCACCUGGACAAGGGAAGCUGCUCCUCAGACCCCAUGAUGGAAGGCUGCCGCAUGUACAAGCCCUUAGCCAAUGGGAGUGAAUGCUGGAAGAAGGAAAAUGGAUUCCCUGCUGGGGUGGAGAAUCCCCAUGGGGAGAUCUACCAUCCCCAGAGCCGUUGCUUCUUUGCCAACCUCACUUCACAGCUGCUCCCUGGGGAUAAGACCAGGCAUCCUUCUCUUAUUCCACACCUCAAGGAAGCAGAGCUCACUGGACGCUGCUACUUACAUCAAUGCACAGGGAGGGAAGCUUACAAGGUGCAGGUGGCAGGUUCACCUUGGGUCCCAUGCCUUCCAGGAAAGGUUAUUCAGAUACCUGGGUACUAUGGUCUUCUCUUCUGUCCCCGGGGUCGGUUGUGUCACACUAAUGAAGAUAUCAAGGCUGUUACUUCCCCACCUGUGAGUCUUUCAACCCCAGAUCCGAUAUUCCAGCUCUCUUUAGAAUUAACUGGGCCUCCAGGCCACUCCCUGGGGAAGGAACAGCAAGAAGAGCUGGCUGAAGCAGUACUGCAGGCUUUGGCAAGCAGAGGUGGCACUGGCAGGUGCUAUUUCCACAGCCCAUCAGUUACCACUAGCUUGGUGUUUACUGUACAUAUGUGGAAGUCCCCUGGCUGCCAAGGGCCUUCAGUUGCCAUGCUGCACAGGGCCCUGACUCUGACUCUCCAGAAACAACCCCUAGAAGUGUAUUAUGGCGGAGCCAACUUCACCACAGAACCCAGCAAGUUGCUGGUUACUUCAGACCAUAAUCCCUCCAUGACCCACCUAAGGCUGUCCAUGGUACUCUGCCUAAUGCUGCUAAUCCUGGUGGGUAUACUGGGAACCAUAGCCUACCAGAAAACAUCCACUCUUCCUGUGAGGCCAUCUGCCUCUUGCCAUUCACCAGAGCUCCAUGGCACAAGGGUCCCAGUUAGAGGAAUAAGGGAGGUGUGAUGUCCAAAACACGAUGGGGGUAAGGAAGAGAAUAAUUUCUUGGAAGGCAACUGAACGGAAAAUCUACUGUGUAUACUUAAGUCCUACUUUCUUUGUAAUGCCUCUUUCCCCAAUAUCAAUUUUACACAGCCUGGCAAUGAAAAAAUGGUGUUUUACAGUUCUAAAGAUUCAU
Molecule: messenger RNA, 2428 nt
Organism: Callithrix jacchus (white-tufted-ear marmoset)
Lineage: Eukaryota; Metazoa; Chordata; Mammalia; Primates; Cebidae
Gene: CIROP
Product: ciliated left-right organizer metallopeptidase
Biological process (GO): cell adhesion; proteolysis
Cellular component (GO): cytoplasm; membrane
Molecular function (GO): metalloendopeptidase activity
Source: RefSeq, a predicted model, not a curated record